Molecule: messenger RNA, 3400 nt
Organism: Acanthaster planci (crown-of-thorns starfish)
Lineage: Eukaryota; Metazoa; Echinodermata; Asteroidea; Valvatida; Acanthasteridae
Source: RefSeq, a predicted model, not a curated record
GACAUUGGAUCUUGGCAGCAGAAUGGUACGAUUGGAAUUCAUACUUCUUUUGCUUGUGGUUGCUGGGGCAGACGCCAUUUCGUUCCGUGUUGAGCCUGGCCAAAAGACGGUUGUCAUCGGCCGAACGGUUACGCUUCGAUGUCAAGUCGACGACCAAUCCGGUAUCAGCGUGUACUGGCAGAACGUAUUGACGGGUCAGUAUCUAAGCCGGGACCGUAAGAUCGACCCAUUUAACAGGCUGAACGACUCCAUUCGUGGGAGGUACCGGAUCGUAGGUAAUUCUGACGGAGAAUAUAAUUUGAUGAUUCGCCGGGUAUCCAUGACAGAUGGCUCAUAUUACGCUUGUGCCUACUUCACUGACGUAGCCUAUUACUCCCAGGUUGUGCGAAUUAAAGUUCUGAAACCUCCAGAUAAGGGGUUUCCCUUGUGUCUCCUGGGGCCCAAGUUAGAGAUGAAAAUUGGCGAUAACGUUACUUUGGUGUGCGAGUCCAGAGGCGGAAAACCACCUGCCACGUUAACCUGGGUACGAGGCAAACAGAUUGUAAGAUCCACCUUUAUACCGCACGCUACUCGUACGGUAAUAGGUUACAAACAUACUCUCACGGAAGCCGAUCGAGACGUCAGAUUCACCUGCUUAGCACGGAACGAAGCUUUGCCUCAGCCCCGGUCUUGCUACGUGAUCCCACUCCGGAGCCGUAUCAAAGUCAUGCUUCGCCCGGUUGUUACUUGGGUCACCCCCGGGGACAGUGUCAUCUUUAACUGCAUCAGUGAGAACGUGCCGAAUUUGGAAUACCAGUGGACCGUGAAUGGUAAUGUGAUUACCAAGUCAACAGCUAAGUACAGACUUCUUCGGAAAGGCGUCAAGCUGAAGAUCAUAAACGUAACUCUUCGAGACGAAUUAUCAGUUAUUAUUUGUCGGGUAGAACAGAAACAACUCGGUCUUGGCGAUCGUGCUGUGGGACAACUCUGGAUUCGACGCACAGACAGCAAUCUGCCCGAAUUGUCUAGCACAACACAGCAGAGUAUUCCACAGACACCUGCAGUCAUCCCAACAGUGAAUACUAACAGAUUUUGGGAGCAAUCCUCUGGAGAAUUUAGUAACAGUGGGCUGUCAUUCUUCGAAACAACGACUUCUACUCUAAUGACUACUGGUGAGAUCUUUACAACUGAGCCAUUUAUCCAACUGAUUGGAACAACUGAACCAGAUAAUACCCAGCUGGUAGCCGUAAGUGAGUUGGGUACCAUAACGGAACCGGUUACCACUCCACCUGUUACCAUCACUGAACCAGAUACUGCCCAACAGAUUACCACAGCCAAACUCAUCACCAUUCAGCCGGUUUCUACAACUGAACUAGUUACCACUGGGUCGGUUAUCACGACUGAAGUGGUUGCCACUCAGCCUGUAACCAUCACUGAACCAGUUACUGCCCAAGAGAUUACCACAGUUAAACUCAUCACCAUUCAGCCGGGUUCUACAACUGAACUAGUUACUACUCAGCCGGUUAACACAACUGAACCAGUUACCACUGGGUCGGUUACCACGACUGAAGCGGUUACCGCUCAGCCUGUAGCCAUCACUGAACCAGUUACUGCCCAACAGAUUACCACAACUAAACUCAUUCCCAUUCAGCCGGUUUCUACAAUUGAACCAGUUACCACUCAGCCGGUUACCACCACUGAACCAGUUGGCACUCUGGUGGCUACCACGUUGGAACCCGUUACCACCACUGAACCAGUUGGCACUCUGGUGGCUACCACGUUGGAACCAGUUACCACCACUGAACCAGUUGCCACCCACCCGAUAAUCACAACUAAACUUGUCACCACAACCAGACUAUUUACCACAGAAAUAGAGACCACAGAGGCACAGACAACUAGUGGGAACGUAUUGGCAACCAUUGGGUCACAACCGUCAUUAUCAACAGACGUACCAAAUGUUAUCGGGGCAAACAAUGCAUUGACAAGCUUGAAUCCAGUUUCUGGUGAACCAGACAAUUUAAUUCCUGUGGCCUUUAAACCGACUCGUGACGAAUGGGAUAGCGUUCUAUACGAGAAUAAUCUUCCUUUGGCUAGAUUAGGAAUCGGCACCCAUGAACAAAGAGGUGAUGUUCCUCAGGCCACUUCACCCUCUCCACCAACCACUGGACAAACAGCCAUGGGGGCUAAAGAGCCUACCCACCCCAUCACAGACCGCACAACGACCCGCCAUACUACGCUAAUUUCGGACAAACCCAGCCAGACAACUGAGUCAAAUGGGAAAAGUAAAGCUGGAAUUGCGGCCGGGUUGAGCAUUAUGUUCAUAGGCCUACUCUUCGCUCUCAUUGGGAUGGCUUUCUACUUUAUCAAGUCCAGAAGAUCAUAAUACUAUUUCUCAGUUUUCCAUGGCAAAAGAAGUCGCACGUGGCACUACCCAUAACAUGUUAGUGAAGCAGUGUGACGCUGUAGCUGUUGUGUGGAGAAAAAAGUUAAAAGAAACUGUUCACUUUUUCGGUUGCCACUUUGAAACUUCAUGCGGCUUUGAUGUCGCUAAUGUGCACAACAUUUUCUGCAAUGAUGCAUUAUGAUACGUCUUGAAAUUUACUCUUUUAAAUGGACUCAUUUCAAAUUCGCACUUUUUCCGUUGAACUAUUAACCCAACUGGGUACAAUUCUAAAGGUUAACUGUCAGUCAAAGGGUAAACAGUCCAGAUUUUCGUUCAUUCUAAAUAGAUGAGCUAUGGUCCAAAUAUACUUGUUAACAGUGUGAGGGAUGAUAUGAGCUUGGAUUGCCAUUUUAAAACUACUUACUGUGAAUAAUUAAUGGAUAUGGAAUUGAUUAUUGUUUGAUGGCGUUUUUCUUGGAAAAGGGUAUAAUCUGUGAUCGACUGCUUAAACCAAACAAUACACUUGUAUGAAAAUUCACAUCUUGGAAUGGUUUACUACAACGUUUGGAUUACUUCAACGUUUGUGAAGUUUAACAAAUUUGGCUGCAUGGGAAAUAUUUUGCAAUAGUUUGUUGGACAUGAUUCUUCACAUUUAUAGGAGACAUCUUAGUACUAACUGCACUUUCCAGUAUGCAAUACCAUUCAUUGUUGUUUUCUCAAACGAUAACGUGGUCCGCGCUUUUUGAAAUCGGGCCAUAAUAAACAAUGGACACUUUUGCGAAAAGGUUUCUACACCUUUCCCCCAUUGUUGACUCUUUUGUGUUCCAAUAAUGUAAUGGAUGGUUGCAUUCUAUUAAGUAUUCGAGUUUUCGCGCAACUGAUGACAUUGCAUUGCUAUUUUAACACUUUUAAAACUUUCAAUGGAAAAUUUGACGAUAUCUUAAUGUUUGUAUUUUAAUUUGUGUUUAAUCAACUUGGGGGCAAGUGGUAAAAUACGAAAUCUAAAGAGCUGAAAAUAAAUUAAUGUCUUUUUUGAAA